Messenger RNA from Gordionus sp. m RMFG-2023, 3369 nucleotides. RefSeq names its product importin subunit beta-1-like. The transcript has 21 exons. The coding region runs from base 51 to 2852 and encodes 933 amino acids. The record is from RefSeq and is a predicted model, not a curated record. Gene Ontology annotation, molecular function: nuclear import signal receptor activity; small GTPase binding. Gene Ontology annotation, biological process: protein import into nucleus. Gene Ontology annotation, cellular component: nucleus; cytoplasm. NCBI's taxonomy places the organism in Eukaryota, Metazoa, Nematomorpha, Gordioida, Chordodea, Parachordodidae.
AAAUAUCAUUUUGUACAUAUCACUUCAAAUUAUAAAUGCUUUAGCUCUCUAUGAUGGAUGAGUUAAUUAAAGUUUUAUCAAAGUUUGUCUCCUCAGAUCAAAAUGAGCUUAGAGUGGCCGAAUUAUUUUUACAACAAGCUGCCUCUAAUAAUUUGGGUGGUUUCCUUACAGAGCUAUCAAAUGUCAUUAGUAAGCCUGAUCUACCAGUUCAUAUUCGUAUGGCAGCUGGCUUGGAACUUAAAAAUCACUUAACCUCUAAAGAUAUAUCUCUAAAGACACAAUAUCACCAAAGAUGGCUAAAUAUGCCAUGCACUAUAAGAAAUUUUAUUAAACAAAAUGUUCUUCUAGCAAUAUCUUUAGAGGGUGCUAGACCUAGCGCAGCUGCUCAGUGUGCAGCAUAUUUGGCAGUUGCUGAAUUGCCACAAAACUUAUGGCCAGAACUUAUACCCCAAUUAGUUCUCAAUAUAACUAAUAAUGAAAUGAAUACAAGUUCUACCGAAGGUUCAUUAGAAGCAUUAGGAUAUAUUUGCCAAGAGAUUGAUCCCAGGUUAUUACAUUCUCAAUCAAAUGAAAUUUUGACAGCUAUUAUUCAUGGAAUGAAAAAUAAUGACAAUACUUAUGUAAAAUUGGCUGCAACAACUGCUUUAUUGAAUUCUUUAGAAUUUACAAAUGCAAAUUUUAAUCAUGAAAAUGAAAGGAACUAUAUAAUGCAAGUAGUAUGUGAAGCAACUCAAUCUCAAGAUAUAAAUAUACAAGUUCGAGCUUUGCAAUGCUUAGUUAAAAUAAUGUCAUUAUAUUAUGAAUACAUGGAAACAUAUAUGAGAGCAGCUUUAUUUGCAAUAACACUGAACGCGAUGAAAAGUAGUAGUGAAGAAGUAUCCCUUCAAGGCAUAGAAUUUUGGUCUACCGUUUGCGAUGAAGAGAUCGCAUUAUCCCUGUCCGAUACUGAACAAAAUCCCCUCCAAAUAUUGUCGGACCAACCUCUAUCCAAAGAGUCGCCUGCUUCGAUCAGAGUUUGCAAAUUUUACGCUAAGGGGGCUUUGCCAUUCAUAUUACCAAUACUCACUGAAACCUUGACUAAACAAGAUGAAAACGCGGACGAGGAUGAAUGGAACCCUUGCAAAGCGGGAAGCGUGUGUCUUAUGCUAAUGUCAUGCUGCUGUGGGGAUGAAGUUGUCACACCUAUAUUACCGUUCGUUACUACUAACAUAUUCAACACACGGGAUUGGAGAGCUAGGGAUGCCUCCGUUAUGGCUUUCGGUUGUAUAAUGGAAGGACCUUCCCCGGAUACAUUGAAGCCUCUAGUCGAACAAGCAUUACCUCAUAUAGUACCUAUGUUAAAAGACUCCGUAUUGCUGGUUAGGGAUACCACGUCUUGGACUAUCGGUCGGAUUUGCGAGUUUUUACCUGAGAUAGUCUUAAACCCUAGCAUCCUGAAUCCUCUGCUCAGCGCGUUGGUUGAAAAUUUAUCUUCGGAAGCAAAAAUAGCUGUCAAUAUAUGUUGGGCGUUGUCUAGUCUUGUGGAGGCGGCCUACGAUCAAGCGUUGCUUAACAAUCCUAACGCAGAAACUCCUCCCACCUUCUUGCUCUCCCAACAAUACGAAAUUAUAUUGGAACGAUUGGUCCUCACCUCUGAGAGGAACGACGGUCAACACAACAACUUAAAAGGCGCCAGUUUUCAAACCAUAGCAGAUUUUUUGAAAUCCUGCCCAGUCGACCAAUACAACGUUUUGCUCAAAGUGACGGGCCUGAGCCUGGAACGAUUGAAACAUGUUAUACUGCUUUCCUCACAGUCCAACCCAAAUUUUAACUCGAGCCUCAACUAUAACAUCGGUGAUUCCAUUCAAAAUCAAGAAGGGAAUCAAGUCCAACUGUUAGAGAUGCAAUCUCACCUUUGCUCCGUUCUUCAGAGCGCUUUGAGAAAGAUAAAAGCUGAGAAUUUGUCUCAAAUAUCUGAUUUGCUGAUGGCAUCCUUGCUUCAAAUGCUCAGCGCAAGUGGUAAGACCAUGGGAGUCCAAGAAGACGUUUUGAUGACGAUAUCAGCCCUAAUUGAAGGCUACGGAGAUAAAUUUUACAAAUACAUGGAAUCGUUUUUACCUUUUUUAAUCAAUUCUUUGAAAUGCUCGGAAGAAACUCAGGUAUGUAUAGCAGCCAUAAUGGUCGUAAUCGAUUUGUAUCGCAGCAUAGGAAGAAAUCUCCUUCCUUAUACCGAAAGUAUAUUAGGGACCAUGAUUCAGAUACUAGCGGAUCCUUCAGCCGAUAAGUCCACCAAGCCUCAUAUAUUCAGUUGUCUGGGAGACGUGGCCUUGGCCUUAGGUACUUCUUUCUCCCCUUUCGCCUCGCCCAUUCUCAGUACGCUCGUUCAGGCAUCUUCUUUUAAACUCUCUUCGGAAAAGGCCUCUAACGAUAUCAUCGACGAGGUCAUGAUCGAUUUCGUUAAUACUCUCAGGGAUAGCUGUGUAGAAGCCUACACCGGCAUAAUCCAUGGGUUGGCUGGUAAUACAGCUCUUAAUUACCAGGCUAACGAUAUUAAUCAAAAUAGUGGUGGAUCCAUUGACGAAAGCCCUUUGAAAUUAGUGGAACCAUAUCUAGGUAACGUGAUAAAUUUUGUCGAAACAAUUGCCAAAGACAUCGAAAGUAGCGAAACCUUACUCAUACAUGCUUGUAGCCUCAUAGGGGAUUUAUGCAAUACCUUUGGCCCUAAGGUACAAAUUUUGAUAGACACGGAAACGUUGAACAAAUUUUUUAUCUCCAUGAAGAACGUGAAAGAUAAAAAACACAGGGCAUCCAUCAGCUGGGCAUUGCGACAAAUCAGACUAGUCAAAAAAUGUGACAUUAACUCUAUUAAAUAACUCGCAUUAAAACCACAAACAAGCGCGAUACAGCUUACGAUAUAAUAUUAAGAUUGGAGAAAGCUUAUUAACCUCUAUUGGAUUAUUAAUCUGCCAUAUUUUUAUCCAUUUUUUUUGAUCUAAUUAUUUUAUCAGAUUAUUAUUGUUAAUUUUUUUGAAUCCUAUAUCGUUAAAUUUUCAAGUUAAAUAGAAAAAUUAGGAAAUCUUUAUUGCCUAAAAAAAUACAUAAAUGACUUUCUCAUAUAAAUUAUAUAAUAUGUUAUGGUCGAUAUUUUAAAAUCUUACAUUAAUCAGAUUUUUGUAAGUUCGAAGUUGUUUUAAACCUAAAUUUCCGAUUUAAGAAUUGCAUUUAUUUAAUUUUUGUAUUUCUCACUUUUCUUUAAAAAAUGAAUGAGAAAUGUUUUGUAAUUUUAUAAAUUUAUAUAAAUAAGCAUACACUAUAAAUAAUUAUCUAUGUAUCAACCCUUUUGCUUAACCUUUUUUUCACAUUUUAAAUAGCUACUCCAAUCAUAAUAAA